GCCCGCAAAAAAACAGCUCGGUCUAGCCUCCCACCGCGGUUCGCGCUUCCCUUCUUGGCAAAAGAGGAGGCGUCCCGUCUCCCCCCCCCCACUCCCGGAUCCGGUUUCUCCGCGCCCGCCCCUUCCCGCAGCGUCGGCCGGGCAUCUGGAAGCCUUUCAGAAGGACGGCGAUGGGGAGCUGGGCCCUAGCGUGGACGGUGCUUUGCAGCCUGGUCGCUGCAACCCUGGUCUCAGCUGAUGAAGACUGCAAGUGGUACAUAGACAGAAAUGGCUCCUGGCACCGUGGCAUAGACUGCAACUUCCCUUCUUUCUGCUGUGGUGACUGCUACCAUCGCUUCUGCUGCUUUGAUAUCAGGAACCUUCUCACUGAACGGCAGCAGAAGCAUUGCAUGGCCUUUGGCCCGAGGACCAUUGCUGGCAUCGCUUCAGCUGUGAUUCUCUUUGUGGCCAUUGUUGCCACCAUUGUCUGCUGCUUCCUGUGCUCCUGCUGCUAUUUGUACCAGCGACGGCAUCACAUGCAGACUCCUUAUCAAGGUCAGGAGAUUCCACUUUCUGGUUAUCCUGAUCAGCCACCAGACCCUUAUCCCAUGGAUCCAAAAGCAGGGCCAGCAUUUCAUCCUGGAUAUGCCCCUGUGUUUCCCUACCCGCCGACAGUUCCAGCACAGUAUCCUCUAUAUCCACCUGGCCCACCAUACUACAAUCCUUCAGCUCCCCCACCAUACAUCCCACCGCAACCAACACAGCCUAGCACUUGAGAAGAAUCUUGGAGGACUAAUUGAAAGAAGCCUUUCUUUGUGGGCCUGCUAACUCCCUUUUUACAGAACUUGUAGGGGACUCCUACCGUCCGAAACUCCAGCCUGUGUUAGUAUUUGCCAGUGUUUUUUUUUUUUAAUUAGUUAUUCUGCAUGGUAGGAAGCAUUGUGACUUUUAAUUCUUUUCUCCACUCAACCCAAAUAUUGGAAGAAUCACCUUGUCCUCCUCACUUCCUAUGUGGUUCAGGAAGUAGCUGAUGAUUACAAAUGCAAGUGCACAAAGCUGGUGCAAGCACCAUAUGUAAUUUGACAGAUUUCCCCUCUCUGAAACCAAACUUUUCAGAAGGAGUGAGUAUGCAGAUUGCUUCCAGGGUUUUGCAAAGAAUUAAGUGAAACUCUUUUUCUCUAAACUGCCAGGAGCUCAAUUUUAGUUCCAUUCUUCAUAACUUCCAGGUGAUGCUUUGUGUCUUAAGGAAGCCCUGAGGCCUAAGUUGGAUAUGCAUAUUGAAAGUCCGAAGAUAUUUGGUGCUGCUAAAGAUCCUUACACAAAGUAGAUCUUGAUCAGAAUCUGGAGGAGAAGCUGCUUGAAAGCCCAUAAAGAUUCCCAAAUAAAGCUGUAAGUGCAAUUAAUACAUAGGAAAAGUAGAUGAGCCUAGAUAUAGAGUCUUUUAAAGAUGAGAUGAGGAAUAGACAAAAGAAGGCACAUUACCUUUGGUGCUCCGCAGCACAGAAUGAUAAGAAGUCCAAUAUCUGAAGAUAUAGCGAUCAAACUGUGGGCAUUUCAUAUGCAAAUGAAAGUACAGAUUUUCUAUGUUUUUUCAAGAAAAAAAAUGGGUGACAAAAGUAAUUCUUCUCAAUUGAGCAUAAUUUUGAUUUUCAAAGAAAUUUUUUUUAAUGAUUUCUCUACUGGAUUGAAAUUUCUCUUGUGCAUUCCACACCAAUCUAAUGAGGGUUAACCUUUCACCAUCAUAUUAUAACUUUCAGUAUAAACUGCCCUCAUAGUAGUAUGAAAUCUCGAUAUUUGAAAAGGUAAAGUAAGCAUUUAAAUCAGAUUGUGAAUCCUUUACUAAUGGCAGAGGUUGAGUUCACAUGUUAACUCCGUUAACUCACCAUAAAGAAAUCAUAUUGCCCAUUUCCCAAGGUAGAGCAAGGAACAACAACAACCUGCCAAGAACUGGCAUUUCAGAUGAGCAGGGGGCAAAAUUUAAACAGGCUUGAAAAUGGUUCAGCAAUGCCAUUAGGGAGAUGUCUUAAUUAAACUACAGAUAUGGUAGUUGGGUAGCCAUUUGGAGGAGUAUUGAAAUCUUAGUCCAUUCUUUCCUGGUUAGUUCCAUUUCUAUACAAAUCCUUUCCACCAACAUCCAAAUGGGUUGAUCUAGAUCAGGGGUCUCCAACCUUGGCAACUUUAAGACUUGUGGACUUCAACUUCCAGAAUUCCUCAGCCAGCAAAGUUGGCUGAGGAAUUCUGGGAGUUGAAGUCCACAAGUCUUAAAAUUGCCAAGGUUGGAGACCCCUGAUCUAGAGUUUCCAGCAUUCCUAGCCAGCACAGCUUUCCCCAAUCUGGCCAUUCUUCAUGGUUUCUGUUUCAAAUCCCAGAACUCAUCAGCCAGCAUCUUUCAUUUUUGUUUUUAUGCAAAUGUGAAAACAGGACAAUAUCAUUUAGGAUACUUGCUUCUUUUGUUUAUAGUCACUGCCCAACAGUAACUAUUAGAAUUUCUUUCAAAUCUUAUGUUUUAUCCCAUGGUGAGACUCCUUUCAUGUACAUAAAUACACAUUCUUUCAUAAUAUUCUAACUCAGUUGAGAUUCCUUUCUUUUUACUAAGAAAGAUUAGUUAAGAUUAGCUAGUCCCUUUACUUGUCCUGAAUCCAAACUCUCAGAUUUGCCUCUGAUCAAUUAAUUGUACUCCUGAGGCAUGGGAAGGCCUAUUAAGAAAUUGGUGCCUAUUAUCUAUGCAGUGUAGCCUAUUUCUCCUGAAAGUCCUUGGUGUUUAUUGUGGCUCGAUCUGCAUUUUAUUGUGUGCAAAAUCUAAUAUUCUGCCACUGGAAUGUUGCAGAGAACACUGGAGUUCUCUGUUUUCUUCCUGACUAUGUCAGUCUGGCCAUUCUAGGGCAGUUUCAUAGAUUUCCAGAACAGAAAGUCAUUUGUGGUGUAGUUUAGAAGCUGUUGCAGAAUAGAACGUUUUGCACAUUCCUGCUGCAUUCUUGCUGCAUGGUCCAAUUUAUCAAUCUGCCAUUACAUCUCAUUGUUCUUUCCAAACAUCAGCAAGAUUUAGUGUGAUGAGGUUGGACAGUCCCACCUAUUCCUCCCCACCUGCUGAAGGGAUAUUAACUUUGUACCUGCCAGUAUUGCAAAAGCUGUAUUUAAAUUAUUUGGAGCACACAGAGAAGGCCUGGGAAGCAAAACAAAUGCAUGAUGCUUCAACCAGAAUAUAAAGACAACUCCUGUGCAAGAAAAUGAAAAGGCCACCAUGUGCUAUGAUACCCACUAACUUCAUGACUUCCAGGAACUGGGAGAACGUGUUAGCCCAGUUGAAGAAGCCAUGCAUUGGGCAUAUGCCUUUUGAUGUUACACUGAGCUCUGCAAAACCAAAGUGUUUAGCAAUGCUGAAGCAACACAAUGUAAACAUCCUCUCCAUGCAUGUGACCAUUUCUGAGUCCUGCAAGAAAAUUUUGGAGGAAGGAGUUAAUUGAAUCAGCCCUUUUGCUCAAAUCACAUUCCCACUGUGUGGGAAUGGCCUGCUGAAUUGCAGCAACAGUUGCACCGCUGUCUCUUAUUCUAACCAGAAUGGCAAACGUUUGCUUUGCAAAAUGUUCGUUACAAUGUGAAUUAAAGUUGUAAAUACUGAUUAAGUUA
Ahaetulla prasina is the source of this 3606-nucleotide messenger RNA. It is a transcript of the gene SHISA4, whose product is annotated as shisa family member 4. NCBI's taxonomy places the organism in Eukaryota, Metazoa, Chordata, Lepidosauria, Squamata, Colubridae. The transcript has 5 exons. The record is from RefSeq and is a predicted model, not a curated record. Bases 171 to 755 code for a protein of 194 amino acids.